CAUCAUCCCCUUUGCUCACACUGCUGCAGCAGUAUGGCUACCAGUUACUUCAGCGUCUCAGCGGUUGACCAAGUGACCGUUGUUCCUCCGUGGGUCGUUUGUCUCUCUCAAUGCGAGUGAGUCCUCCGAUGAAGAAAUUCGCUUUAUUCCCGAAAUUUGGGCUCGGUCCUUCGAGAUUCACUACGUGUGAAUCGGACGUCCAGCGUCUGCGCCGUGGCUCCCGCGGGCCUCUCGGCGUGCACCACAUCCUGGAGGAGCUGCGCGCCCGCAGCGUUUAAUUCAUCGGUUCUGAGCCACGAAGAGGUUUUCAACUACUUCUCGACUAAGGGGAGGCUCCGCGAGGCCGAACAAACGCUGGUGGCAGCUUCGCAGAUGGCUUCCUCCCGGGGCCUCGCUGCUCCACCAACUUCUCCCUCACCUCGGGAUGUUGUCCCUCGAAGGCAGAGGAAGCAACCGCUGGGCUUCCAUCCUGUCCCCCCUGUUGAAUGAAAUCUGCACUGCACGUUAUGACUGAAACAAUUCAGUCUCGAAUAAUACGCCAUCUUCCCUGCACGUGAUGUAAACAACACCUGCGAGCCGGGUCGUGUUUCAGUACUUCCUGGUACGUCACUCCAACAGGAUUAUGGGAGCUGUAGUCCCAGCUCCAGCCAUGGGUUUGAUUCUCCUGUCUCCUAUGGCAACAAUUCCUGAUUCCCAUAGGAAUCCAAUUCUAGCAGACCACAUCCUUUGACUUCAGGACAUAAAGACGAGUGUGAGCACUGAGGGGGGCUUCAGUGCAUCUCACCAUCACAUCAAAGAGAGAGAUAAGAAGACAUGUCCUGCCUGGGGGCUUUCACCGGUCUCCUCUCCUGCAUGGUCCUCCUCAUUGUCCACUCAAGUGAUGGCUCUGAGAUUAUCGAUGGGACAGAAGUGAAGCCCCACUCGCUGCCGUACAUGGCUCUGCUUCUGAGAACCAGACCAGCAUGUGGAGGGAUACUGAUCGAUGAAUCAUGGGUCCUGACUGCUGCCCACUGUAAAAAAAUUAAGACCGUGUUGCUGGGGGUGCACUCCAUCAAGGCCAAAAAAGACAAGUCCAGGCCGGUCAUAAAGGUUAAGAAGCGUUUUCCACAUCCCCAGUAUGUUUCAACUACAGAGGGCAAUGACCUCAUGUUGCUCAAGCUUGACAAAUCUGUGAAGGAAACCAAGACGGUGAAGUGUCUUAAGUUGGAUGAUGCCAUCAAAGAUCCGGCAGCAGGGACCAGCUGCAUGGUGGCAGGAUGGGGACAAACAAACAACGGGAAAAUGUCCGACGUCUUGAUGUCCGUCAAUGUGACUGUGGUCGACAGAGUGAAGUGCAACUCUCCUGAAUAUUACAACAGACAUCCCGUGAUCACCAGCGGCAUGAUAUGUGCCGGUUCAGACGGGACAAAUGAAGCUGACACCUGUGGGGGGGAUUCAGGAGGCCCACUGAUGUGCAGCGGAGGGCUGGUUGGAGUCACUUCUUUCGGAACCAAGUGUGGCCGGAUUGACAAGCCAGGAGUGUACUCGUAUCUCACAGAGGAACAACUCAGCUGGAUCAAAAAGACAAUGAAGAAGUCUAACAUUUAAUGAGCACCCGCUGUGAAGGAUUUUGUGUUUGCGACCAUGUUAAUCAAUUCUAUGUGAGGUGAUACGAGGGAGAUUUCUGCUUCUGCUGCAAUAAAACAGGCCAAGGUGAUUUUAUUUUGAAAUCUAAACUGGAGAGACACGUGUUUAUCAUGAAAGCAAAUUGCCAAAGGGACAUUAUUGAGUCCUUCAACCAGACUGAUGCCAACCAGACAGAUUCACCACUUCCUGCAUCAAGAGCCUAAAUUGAAACUGAGGCUUCAGCUCAAGUCUUGUGGAAAACAAGUGUUGUAAUAAAGAUAAAUUCUGGGCCAUGAAGUAUUAUCUAAUCAUCACUGAUCCAUGUUCUUAUACUGUGUUAAAACCCCACACCAACAUUUCUGUCGUCAUAGAGGCAGAGGCUGAAAUAAAGAGGGCACAUGGUCUGUCUGUCUUUCUCUCUCAGCUUUUCUUUCUCUCAGCUGACUCUUUUACGUUUUGUUCUCCCUCCCAGCGCCGUGUUUUCUCUGGUUUCAGGGUCCUAAGAUCAGUGUUCAAAUAAAAACAAAUCAUUUUA
Hippoglossus stenolepis (Pacific halibut) is the source of this 2140-nucleotide messenger RNA. Its product is annotated as granzyme A-like. The transcript has 6 exons. The record is from RefSeq and is a predicted model, not a curated record. Bases 814 to 1587 code for a protein of 257 amino acids. Gene Ontology annotation, molecular function: serine-type endopeptidase activity. Gene Ontology annotation, biological process: proteolysis. Lineage: Eukaryota; Metazoa; Chordata; Actinopteri; Pleuronectiformes; Pleuronectidae.